This is a messenger RNA of Brassica rapa (field mustard), 1220 nucleotides long. RefSeq names its product pathogenesis-related protein 1A. The record is from RefSeq and is a predicted model, not a curated record. Gene Ontology annotation, cellular component: extracellular region. Lineage: Eukaryota; Viridiplantae; Streptophyta; Magnoliopsida; Brassicales; Brassicaceae.
UUGAUUCGUUUUCCCUCUCAACAAAUCCUAUCGGAGAGUUAAUUACACCUUCACCUGCAAUUGAGUAAUUAACUCUCCUAUUAAAAAAAUAUACUAUACCCUCUUUUGUUUCUUUUUUCAAAGAAAAAUGGAGCUUCGUAAACGAGAACUACGAGCUCCGUUUCACAUAUUCAUCACCAUUACGUUGUUCCUCCUUCAACUAUGUGCAGCGACGUCCCAAAUCAAUCACAGCGAGUCGUCUACACAAACCUCCGUUAACUCUCCGUCAGCACCAAAUUCACGAUUUCUCUCUUCAUCAGCACUGUCGUUAACCGGAAAACAUUCCUCCUUCAGGUGGGGGAGAAGACGACAUCGUAACAAAGUAAACAGAGCGAGCAUUGAGUUUCUAUACGCACAUAACCUCGUACGAGCGCGCGUGGGAGAACCGCCGUUAGAAUGGGAUGGAAGAUUAGCGGCGUAUGCACGUGCGUGGGCGAGACAGCGCGUCGGGGACUGCAGGCUAGUUCACUCCAAUGGUCCGUUCGGAGAAAACAUAUUUUGGGCCGGACAGAAUAACUGGAGGCCCAUUGAUGUCGUCAAAGUGUGGGCCGACGAGAAUAAGUUCUAUGACGUUAGGGGUAACACGUGUGAGCCAGGGCAAAUGUGUGGACAUUACACGCAGAUCGUGUGGAGAGAUAGCACCAAGGUUGGGUGCGCACGUGUGGAUUGUUCAAACGGUGGCCUUUAUGCUAUUUGUGUUUAUAACCCACCGGGAAAUUUUGAAGGUGAAAACCCGUUUGUAAGUUAUCACGGCCAGAUUGGUCUUCUCCGGGAAGAACCACCGGCGGUUGUCGUUAAUCCAUUUUAACUUGAAAAUGGCGCGAAAGCUGAGGACACCAUGCUUCUGCAUUUUUUAGUUGUUAAUAUUUCUUUUUAUUCGAAGUAUUAUUAUUAUUUUUGGAAAAAACUUAUCUCGUGUUUAUUCAGAGGUAUUAUCAUCUAAUAACUGAUUCAAUAAACAAGUUUAUAAAUUAUAAUUACGAUAUUUCGUAGCAGGCCAUUAGAUAAGAUGUAAUUGAUGACAAAUACGCAAAAGUGAACAAGAGAUAACAAAAGUUUUUUUAACAUGGGCGGCCACAAGGGAUAUGAAAAAAGAUUAUGUCCAAAAUUUCCUAAUCUUUUAUUGGCUGAAUUAAAAAUUAAAACCCAGAAAACAAUACUUCAGCACCUCACAUGGUAUA